GAUUGAUAUUUGGUGGCAGUCAAUUUUUGGAAAUCAUUUAGGGUGGUGGUUUGGGUGCGGCACAGUUGCCUUACACUAUCUUCUCUCUCGAAGAUAUAGUAAAUGUGGAUUACUGCAGUAUAGUAGUGGGAGCUUAAGUACCUUUUUAAAGAGACAUGUUGGUCCUUCAGAAUGCUGUCGAAAAGAGUGCCCAGUAGAUAUUUUUGUGGAGUUGUUAUCAUCGUUGGAAAAAGAGCACAGAACUGGGUUAACAUUGAAUGGAAGAGCCAGGCUCCUAUCUAAUUGGAUUUGCUAG
Molecule: messenger RNA, 295 nt
Organism: Dentiscutata erythropus
Lineage: Eukaryota; Fungi; Glomeromycota; Glomeromycetes; Diversisporales; Gigasporaceae
Source: the annotation of a GenBank genome assembly